Priapulus caudatus is the source of this 1415-nucleotide messenger RNA. RefSeq names its product protein transport protein Sec61 subunit beta-like. Lineage: Eukaryota; Metazoa; Priapulida; Priapulimorpha; Priapulimorphida; Priapulidae. Gene Ontology annotation, biological process: intracellular protein transport. The transcript has 4 exons. The record is from RefSeq and is a predicted model, not a curated record. Gene Ontology annotation, cellular component: Sec61 translocon complex. Bases 145 to 441 code for a protein of 98 amino acids.
GAAUUGUGGGAACGUGGCAACGUCACCCGAAGUCGCAUCUACGGUUCUGCUACGGUUUGCACCGAGUUCAUAGUUUCCUGCUUUAUAUCUUGGCUUGCUGCUCUGUUGUACCUUCAGUAAUAUAGAUAAAUCUUCAUAGUAAUCAUGCCUGCUCCAGCAAGUAGUACAUCAGUUGGUGCUGGUCGAUCUCCAUCAUCUAAAGGAGCCAGCAGUCCCAGGGCUGGUAGUUCCAGCACUGUACGGCAGAGGAAAACAGCAUCAUCAACUGCGCCGCGGUCGACACGUACUACAGUAGGAGGAGGAGGUGGAGGAAUGUGGAGGUUCUACACUGAUGACUCUCCAGGAAUCAAAGUGGGCCCAGUGCCAGUGUUAGUAAUGAGUCUGCUUUUCAUUGCAUCUGUCUUCAUGCUGCACAUUUGGGGCAAGUACACACGAUCAUAGAAGACGAAAUAGAGCGGAUUCUGCAUUAAAGUAUAUGUGAGCCAUGCUAAAUCUUUGUGGAUUGCUUUGAAGAGGAUACAACAGUGACUGAAUGGCGACGGACAGAAGCACUUGAGGUCGUGUGUACUUGAGGGUUUUAUAAACUAGCAUUUCCAUCAUAAUGAGUAGUUUUGAGGGUGCCCUUGUUAUAGUGAGUUUUGGUAUAGGUUGGUCAAGUAUUUAUUUGAUGUAGACUCUGUUGUUGUACUAUUAAUUGUGGCUGACAUUUUCUACCUUUACGAACUACUACUACUACUACUACUGACACUGCUAUUGAAAUUGCUCCCAUGGUUGUUGGGAGGUCUCUUGUUUUGUUGGAAUCGUCUUAUUUACAUUUAAGUUAGCGUGUGUGUUAUUUACAUUACACGUUUUUAAUUCAUUAAGAGUCUAUAAGGUAGUUUGGUGCAAUUUGAUUGUGAGUUCAUCAGUAGCACAGUGCACCUAUACUGCAGGAGGGUGGAGUAAGCCAUCUUGGAUUGAAGUGCAGCUAUGCUGUAGACAGAGCUAUUCCAGCCUAUCUAUCUAUACUGGAGGGUUGGGAGGUCUAGCUCAUAGUCCCUACCUGCAGUAGUAAAUGUUUAAGCAGUCCAGUACAGGUCAUAACUGAUCGCCUUACAAAGCUCAUGCUAGCAGUAGCAUUACAGGUGGUAGACUGGAACUGUCACAUUUUCACAAGGUAGAAGAAUCAUGUGAAUAUAAGCAGUGUUGGCUGCAGUACUUGCUAAUGCAGUUUUAGAUAGUAGUGGCAUUUUGGUGGUUUAAUAGGUGACUGAUGGUCUUGUUAUACUAACUCUAGCACAUUAUAACAAUGGGCAUCGCAAUUGUCAACGUUCACAUACAGUCUUUUAUGAGCAUUCCAUUGCAAGUAUUGUGUAGACGUUGAUCCAAUGGGAAUAACAUAUUUGUUUAAAAAAAUAAAAGUAUGUAUUGUUUUU